GCAAAACCGGUGUGGCUGCCAAGUUCGGAUUUUGGGAGCCAACAGCCGAGACAGGGGGCUGCCCCAGACACAACCAUGGCGACUUUCGGCAACAUCGAAGCGCAGCUCGCGCCGGAGCCCGUAGCCGAGGCGCCCAAGCUGCCCACGUCCCAGCGGAAGCUAAAACCGGGCCUCACGAUCUCCAACCUCGCCGCCGAGGUCUUCUCGGUACGCUUCAGCCCCGACGGCCGCUACCUCGCGGCGGGCUGCGGCGACGGCGCCAUCCGCGUCUUCAACGCGUCCACUGGAACGGAAAGCGCCAAUCUCACUUCUAACAGCUCGAACGGGCUACCUACCACCGUCAUUAGAUUUAGACCCCACGGCGGCGACCGCACGAAGAACGUGCUGCUGGCGGCGAACGCGAACGGCGGCGUCGAGCACUGGCACGUUAGUUCUGGUAAACUGCUACACGCCUUCCCGGUGAAAGACGACUCCAAUCAAGUCUAUGCCUUGGACUACGACCAGAACGGGGAUAGGUUCGCUACCGGAGGCAAGGACUGCGCCGUGCGUAUUUAUGAUGAGGAUAGCAAGAAACUACUCGUGACGCUCAAGGGCGGCCAGGGGUAUGGUUCCCAUGUGGCUGCAGGACACAGUAACAGAAUCUUCGCGCUGAAGUGGCAUCCUACGGAGCCGAACUGCCUUGUAAGUGGUGGCUGGGACAACACGAUCCAGAUCUGGGAUGCGCGCAAGGAUGGGGGUGCCGUGAGAAGCUUCUAUGGGCCUCACUUAUGUGGGGAUUCGCUGGACAUCUCGCCGGACGGCUCCAAAGUACUUACAGGAAGCUGGCGCCCCGAGGAUCAAGUGCAAUUGUGGGAUUUCAACACUGGAAAGUUGCUCGAAACCGUGCCGUGGGCGUCGUCGCUCAUCCACCACCGGGACCCCUGCAUGGUCUACGCGGCGCAGUUCUCGAAGCACAUGCCUUUGGUGGCGGCCGGCGGGUCCGGCGCGAACGAGGCGCGCGUCUUCGACUGCGAGCGCGGGAACGCGCUCGUGGGCGUCGUCGCGGGCUUGGACCGCGGCGUCUUCACGGUGGACUUCGCGCCGGGCGGGAAGCGGUUGGCCGUGGCCGGCGGCGACGCCGCGAUCCGCGUGCUCGACGUCGUCGACGCGGCCGCGUGGGAGAAGGAGCGGCCCGGGACGGCCGCGCCCGUCGAGGCGCCGCCGGCCGUGCCCGUCGCGCCGCCCGUCGCGCCGCCGGCCGUGCCGGCGCAGUGAUUGUCCGUUCCCUCGCGUAAUUACUUCAUGACUGAG
Messenger RNA from Pelagomonas calceolata, 1290 nucleotides. The record is from the annotation of a GenBank genome assembly. Lineage: Eukaryota; Pelagophyceae; Pelagomonadales; Pelagomonadaceae.